Molecule: messenger RNA, 1381 nt
Organism: Ipomoea triloba (trilobed morning glory)
Lineage: Eukaryota; Viridiplantae; Streptophyta; Magnoliopsida; Solanales; Convolvulaceae
Product: oleoyl-acyl carrier protein thioesterase, chloroplastic-like
Exons: 7
Coding region: 47-1180 (377 amino acids)
Biological process (GO): fatty acid biosynthetic process
Molecular function (GO): acyl carrier activity; fatty acyl-[ACP] hydrolase activity
Source: RefSeq, a predicted model, not a curated record
CUUCAAAUGACAACGCACCGUACUAUUAUGUAAGCGCUUGAUUACAAUGUCGAUUCUUCGAGGGGCAUUUUCGGCAUGCAACCUCACCGCCAUUGAUUCUCACCCGCAAGUUCUGAGCAAUCAAUGCCGGUUUCCCAGUCUCAAUUUCGCUAACUCGCCCGCCGUUGGGCGCCGGAGCGUGGUUGUUUCCUGCUACGCUCCGGCGAAUGGUCCGGCGCUGGCGGUGGCCACCGAGGAGCCGAGGAGCCAGCAGUUGGCGUUCGAGCCGAGCCUCGCGGACCGGCUCCGGCUCGGGAGCUUGACGGAGGACGGCUUGUCUUACAAGGAGAAGUUCAUUGUUCGGUGCUAUGAGGUUGGGAUUAACAAAACCGCCACUGUUGAAACUAUCGCUAAUCUAUUGCAGGAAGUUGGAUGCAACCAUGCUCAGAGUGUCGGGUUUUCAACAGAUGGUUUUGCAACCACACAUACCAUGAGAAAACUGCAUCUGAUAUGGGUCACUGCACGAAUGCAUAUUGAGAUCUAUAAAUACCCUGCUUGGAGUGAUGUAAUUGAGAUAGAGACUUGGUGCCAGAAUGAGGGAAGAAUUGGGACUAGACGGGAUUGGAUUCUCAAGGACUAUGCAAAUGGUGAUGUUAUUGGAAGGGCUACCAGCAAGUGGGUGAUGAUGAACGAGGACACUAGACGGCUUCAGAAAGUCACUGAUGAUGUGCGCAAUGAAUAUGUAAUUUACUGUCCCAAAACACUAAGGUUAGCUUUCCCUGAGGCAAACAACGGCAGUCUAAAGAAGAUAGCUAAGCUGGAGGAUCCAGCUGAGAAUUCCCGACUGGGACUGGUGCCAAGAAGAGCUGAUUUGGAUAUGAACCAACAUGUAAAUAAUGUCACCUACAUUGGAUGGGUCCUUGAGAGCAUGCCUCAAGAAAUCAUCGACACACACGAGCUACAAACCAUCACAUUAGAUUACAGGCGCGAAUGCCAGCAAGAUGAUGUGGUUGAUUCCCUCACAAGCCUUGAACUGAUCGACAAUGCAGCUUCUUCAGUACUAAACGGAACAAAUGGAUCGCCCACGGCUAUGAUCAAUCUAAACAAGUGCUUCUUACAUUUAUUGAGAUUAUCUGGCAGUGGGUUAGAAAUAAACAGGAGUCGCACUGAAUGGAGAAGGAAGCCUGCCCAACUAUUAUAAACCUAUCAUAUAGAGUCAGUUCUCUUGGAGAAGACUUCAUCUUACUCUUCUUUCUUCUCCAUAAGUUCCUGAUACCCUAUGUUGUGUAAAAGUUUUGAAACUAUAUAACCUUCUGUCAACUUUAGAAUGACUAGUACAAGGAGUUAAACCGGGUGAGAUGUUAAUCUGGCCCUAAUUAUUAUGCCAUCUGUGAAUUUUGAA